Messenger RNA from Cyclospora cayetanensis, 2994 nucleotides. RefSeq lists its product as uncharacterized. Gene Ontology annotation, molecular function: RNA binding. The transcript is spliced from 3 exons. The record is from RefSeq and is a predicted model, not a curated record. Bases 1 to 2994 code for a protein of 997 amino acids. Lineage: Eukaryota; Apicomplexa; Conoidasida; Eucoccidiorida; Eimeriidae.
AUGGCUCGCAAGAAGAGGACCGACGAAGAAGCGGCUGCCGGCAGCGCUGCCGCUGCUGCUGCUGGUAUAGCAAAACAAUCUGGGGAAAACGUAUCGAAGGGCAGUGACGCUGGACGCAACAGCGACGGCAAAGGCGGCGCUGUUGCUGAGCAGGGACGACCCCGGAAAGGGGGGGAGGGCGCGUCUCGCCAAGGGGGCACCCCGAACUCCGCCGCUGCGCCUCCGGAGACCGACACGAAGGCCUCCGUUACGGCUGCAACACCAAAAUCAUUCGGUUCGGCUGCAAAAGAGCAAGCGGACCAGUCAGGAGGCGCUGCUGCUGCUGCUGCAGAGAACACAGACGCUGUUGUGCCGCCACUGGGGGUUGCGCAGCGCAGAGAGAUUGACAUGACGGGCAUGUCCGCGAGCCGCAAGAAGAAUCUUAAGAAGAAGAUCAGGAAGCAAGAGCAGCGGCAGCAGGAGGCUGAGUUGAACAGCGCAAUGCGGGCGGGUGCGGGGGGCAGCACCUAUGCGUCUCGCCUCAGUCAGAUCGCGCAGCAGUGGUCCAAGCAGGUGGCUCAGCUCGAGGCCAGUUGCGCAAAAGUCACUGAUGGGGCAGGUGCGAAGCGCAUUGCUGAGUCGGCUGCGCAGCUGCAGAAGGAGAUGCAGGAGGUUCAAGAAGAGGAGGUCGCGGGGGCCAAGAUGCCAAUCAACAAGCGUUCUACGGUGCAGCACAUGCAAGAAAAGAUCAAGGAGGCCGAGCAAACCAUUCAGAAGCAGCAAAAAGAGCAGCAGCGGGCAGCUGGGCAGCAAAACAAACACGGCGCAGAGGUAAGGGGCGCCGCAGAUGCGACCAGUGACGCUCAGCUGGAGGAGUCCUUGCGCUACCUGGCGCACCUCAGGGAGCAGCUAGCGCUCACCCAGCAGCAGAGCGACCUGCGCGCCUUCCAGCAGCAGGCAGCAGAGCUGAAAGCCACGCUUGAGCAGAUCGUGAGAAGCGCACACAAGGCUGUGCAGCAAGCUGCCAACGCCCCAGACAACCGCAGAGCGCAGCAGAGAGAGGCCACGUGGCAUAAGCGGCUCCAGGAAGUGGGGGCCGCUUUUCCCGAGGCGAACGGAGUUUCCAGCUUCGUGAAUGCAUCCGUUGCGCUGCCGAGCGACGCAAGCUUCAUUCUGCUGACGCCGCAGGGCCAGCCUUCUCCCAUGCUGCGCAAGGUUGAGCGGAAGUUCAGUGUGCUAGUCGAGAAGAAGGGACUGGGUGACAGGGGUCUGCUCCUGAGCAUCGUUGGGUACGUGCAAGACGCUUGCGACAAGUGUGCUGCAUUCCUGAAUGCAUGCAACUUUCCGCAAGUCCCAAUAGGCUUCAGCACCGCGCCCAACUGCAUUUCACUGGAGGGGCAAAACAUAGGGGCCUUCAUUGGCAGCGCUGGAAGCAACCUCCGGAAGCUCGAGGCAGAGCUCGACGUCCUCCUCUGGCUAGAAGACAAGUGGAUUACUAUUCUUGGUCACGAGGCCACUGUCAAAAAGGCUAUUCCCCAAAUCAAGGAGUCUCGCUCCCCUUCGGCAAGCGACGCAGGGCAGUCUCAGUGCCGCUGCGAGUUCAAGUCGGAAGUGGCACGGGCCAUGAUUCAGGGCAGUGCAAGAACACGUUCUAAGGUUCAGGAUAUUGAGACUGCCAUGGGAGUGACCAUUUUGGUGCGUCUGCCGCGUCGAGGAGACCUCAGCAAGACGACGACUGUGGCGAUCAGGGGAGCCAGUGCUGAUGAGUGCAAGAAGGCCUGUGCGGAGCUAGAGGAGGUGUUUGGCGGAUUCGGCGUGGAGGUUGUCGAGUGCGACAGAUUCAAGGCCACUAGAAUUCUCCGCGGCACAGCUGUCGACUUCUCGCAUAUUAGGUCGCACGAGCUGAUCUCGUUGCUGCGAUGCGAUGAGGGUGUGCUGCUGGUUGCUCCUUCCGAGGCGUUGCGUCUGGCAGUCGAGGCCGUUGAAGCGGCGAUGCAUCAGCUGAGUCGGGCGACGGAGGUCUUGGAGAUCAAGGCAACGCAGUUGCGCAUCCUUGACCGUGGAAAGAGGAACGAAAUCGAGACGCUGAGCGGCGCUACAUGCAAGCCACCUCUCCUCGAUGGGGAGAAGGCUACCCUGACUUUCACGGGUCACCCGGACGCCGUGCAAAAGGCGGUCGAGAUGGCUCAGCAGAUCCUGGAUGAAAUGAAGGAAGAGGAGCUCGAGUUGUCGGUGGCUGCCGCUUUGUGCUUCCUUGCGGACAAGGCGCACCGUGCUCUGGAGGAGGAGCAUGGCAUUCGCAUCCGCGUCGAUGUUCCCAGGGAGCGCCUCAUCGUUCGCGGGAGUCUAGGAGGCUACGAUGUCGUGGCCGAUGCCAUCAAGCGGAUGGAAGACGAGGUUGCGCGCAGCGGCAAAGUUGCUCAUAAAAUCGAGGUUCCUCGCGAGGCGGUACCCGCCAUUCUCGGUCGUCAGGGGGCGAAUGUGCGCCGCCUACAGAGCGAUUGCAACUUGGACAGUGUCGUCAUAGACGGUCGGCCCCAGGCAGUGUACCUUCUAGGUUCCCAAGAGGCGAUCGACCAGGCAGUGGUCAUGGUGCAGGAGAUCGUCGGUAACAGCACAGGGGCGCGCGCGCAGAAUGGAGUCGACGGAGGCGAUCUCGGAAGACGUCCUCGAGCAGUUGGAGGGCGUGGAGGAGGUCGGGGAGGCCGAGGUGAUGUCAGUAGCCGUGGCGGGAGUAGUGGUGGUGCUGCUGCUGCUGCUGCUUCGGUCAGGGGACGGGGUGGAGUCGGUGGACGUCCUGCUGUCGUCGCCUCGGCAAAGCCGUACAAUGCAAAUGUGGACGACGAAACCGCAUUCCCCUCGCUCGGAAUCUGCAUGGCUCGACCUGGAGGGCGCUGGCAGAAGAGGUCGCAGGCUCCUGAGGGGUCCGAGGCACCCCCCAGGAGCGUUGUUGUCAACAGCAACAGUGACGCGCAAGGAGAGGAGUUUGUAGGGGCGGGUGAGAGUGCGAACUAG